Mauremys mutica (yellowpond turtle) is the source of this 2549-nucleotide messenger RNA. It is a transcript of the gene TBC1D17, whose product is annotated as TBC1 domain family member 17. Lineage: Eukaryota; Metazoa; Chordata; Testudines; Geoemydidae. Gene Ontology annotation, molecular function: GTPase activator activity. Gene Ontology annotation, biological process: activation of GTPase activity. The record is from RefSeq and is a predicted model, not a curated record. The coding region runs from base 74 to 2017 and encodes 647 amino acids. The transcript has 17 exons.
UUUCCCUGGCCCCGCCCCUUGCGUGGGGCGGAAGUGACGGAUUGUUGUUUCCGGAAGUGGUGGUCUGCGGAGGAUGGAGUCGGAGGGGUGCAGGGUGGCCUUCGAGCAGGACGGGGUUUUCCUGCACACCAGCCCCAAGCGCCACCCGGAUCAGGACUCGCUCAUCCCGGGGGUCAUCCGCAUCCUCGACAAGGGCUCAGAGCACCUGCUGCAGUGGACACCCCUGGAGGAAGGUGGUGAUGGUGCCCAGAUUGUUUUCUCCAAGAAGGAGCCCCCGGGUGCGGCCGAGGAGGAGCCCUUCGAUCCGGGCUACGAACCCGACUGGGCCGUGAUCAGCACCGUGAGGCCCCGCAGGCCGCAGGAGGAGCCCCCGGGCUCUGUGCCCCCGCCCAGCCCCCGGGCCCAGUGGGCCUUCACGCUCAGCCUGUCCGAGCUGCAGUCCAUCCGCCGGAGCCGGCCGGGCCUGGGCUGGUCCUACCUCAUCUUCAUCAGCCGGGAGAGCGGGUCCCUGCCCGCCCUCCACUUCCACCGCGGCGGCAGCAGGGCUCUGCUGCGGGCGCUCUGCAAGUACCUCAUCCUGGCCCUCUCCCCCAAGGACUCCCGGCUUUACCUGGUCUGCAGCCACGACUCGUACGCGCUGUCACAUGCCUUCGACGAGCUGCAGCUGUUUGACGAGAACUCCUCCAACCUGGUGUCGCGUUUCCUGCAGGACCCCUACACCGCCACUUUCGGGGGCUUCUCCAAAGUCACCAGCUUUUUCCGUGGGGCCCUGCACCACGAGGCCGGCACCCCCCUGCGGCCCCCGGGCGCCGCCGCCGCCACCAGCCUGGAGGAUGAGCCAGGCUUUGAGGUCAUCACGUGCCAGGUGCAGCUGGGGCCGCGGCCGGCCGUGUGCCGGGAGGCCCCGGUGACGGAGCAGGAGUGGGGGCAGCACGUGGACCCCGAGGGGCGCAUCACCCACCUGGACGGGCUCAAGAGGAGGAUCUUCGCUGGGGGCCUCAGCCCAGCGCUGCGCAAGGAGGCCUGGAAGUUCCUGCUGGGCUACUACAGCUGGGAGAGCAGCAGUGAGGAGAACCGGGCCCAGGCCCGGCGCCGAACGGACGAGUAUUUCCGCAUGAAGCUGCAGUGGAAGUCGGUGAGCGAGGAGCAGGAACGGCGGAACUCCCUGCUGCGCGGCUACCGCAGCCUCAUCGAGCGGGACGUGAGCCGCACCGACCGGAGCAACAAAUUCUACCAGGGCAGCGAGAACCCGGCGCUGGUCCUGCUUCACGACGUGCUCAUGACGUACUGUGUGUACAACUUCGACCUGGGCUACGUGCAGGGCAUGAGCGACCUGCUCUCCCCCAUCCUCUACGUCACCCAGAACGAAGUCGACGCCUUCUGGUGCUUCGCGGGUUUCAUGGAGCUGGUGCACCAUAACUUCGAGGAGAGCCAGGAGAGCAUGAAACGGCAGCUGGCCCAGCUGGCGCUGCUGCUGCGCGUGCUGGAUCCGCCGCUCUGCGACUUCCUGGACUCGAAGGAAUCCGGCUCUUUGUGUUUCUGCUUCCGGUGGCUCCUGAUCUGGUUCAAGCGGGAAUUCGCCUUCGAGGACGUGCUGCAGCUCUGGGAGGUGCUGUGGACGGGGCUGCCCUGCCCCAGCUUCCACCUGCUGGUGGCCUGCGGGAUCCUGGACUCGGAGCGCGAGGCCCUAAUGAACUCGGGGUUCGGCUUCAGCGAGAUCCUCAAGCACAUCAAUGAGCUGACGAUGAAGAUGAAUGUGGAGGAGACGCUGAGCCGGGCCGAGGCUCUGUACAGACAGCUGGCGGCCAGCCCCGAGCUGCCGCGGAAUGUGCAGGAGCUUCUGGGGCUGGGGGGCCCCGCGGGGGGUAGCCCCCCAGCCACCCCCCCUCCGCCCCACUCGGCGGGCCCCGCCCCGGAGCUGGAGCUGAUGGGCAGCGUCUCACCCCCCCAGCCCGACAGCAGCAUCGAGAUCCUGCCCCCCGAGGAGCCCCCCACAGCUCGGAGCCCCCCGCCCUGAGCCGGACGCCGGGCUCCACCCGCCACUGCCGCCUCUUCACACAGCACUUUAAUGGGGGGGGCGGUGUCUGCUGAGGGGUCCCAGGGUGCCCCCGGGGGGCGUCGGGGCCAGACCUUGUUCCCAGGGUGCACUGGGUUCUGCUUCCGUCCCCGUGAGCUGGACGCCUGGGUUCCGGCCCCAGCUCUGGCGGGGGAGGGGUUCCUAUCACCCCACUGGCCCGGUCCCAUGAUCCUGGGGGCGGCCGGACUCCGGUGCCAUAUGGGGGAGCAGCAGCCCCGGCCCCAGCUGCCUGUGAGUAUCCUGGGCUGGAAGGGGAGGGGGCAGCCUGGGAGCCAGGACUCCUGGGUUCUCUGCAGCCCCAACCCCUGCCCCCCCCAGGGCUGCUCCACCCCAGCCCCAGGGGGCCCCCAUUGCUGCCCUGGGGCUCGCUGCUUUCGGCCACGUACAGAUCCCGAGCGGCUGGGGGUCCCUGCUCCCACCCCCCCCGACACUGACACCCCCUAACAGCAUCUGUCCGGGGUGCCCCGCCCCC